GUGUGUGUGUGUGUUUUCUCUGUGUUGGCCAUGCGUCCCAUGAGACUGAAGGACUUCUGAGCUUCUCCCUGGGAAUUCCUGCUGCUGCCCCGCAUGUUUGUUGGAUAUGGGAAUCCGGAACGUUUGGGAAUUGCUUGUGGCAGGAUACUGAAAGACCCGGGACUCUAACAGGAUAAAGUUUCACUGGAGUUGGGAAGUCACAUAUGGAAACACGAGAACGUGGAGUUGCCCUCAGUUAGGAUCCUGGACACGUGUGUGUGUGUUUGUGUGUGUGUGUGUGUGUGAGGUACUGAGUGUCCACGUGUGUGUGUGUGUGUGUGUGUGUGUGUGUGUGUGUGUGUGUGUGUGUGCAUAUGUACGGCUGAGUGAGUGAACAAGUUUCUACAAGAGAAACAGUGUGUGUGUGUGUGUGUGUGUGUGUGUGAGCGUGUGUGAGAGAGGGAGAAGCAGAUCGAUAGGUAGCUACAGUAGGAUCCAGGCACCAUGUCAGGUGUGACCAGGAAAGGUUCUGGUCGUCCCGGUUACUACUACCGGUUCCUGGGUCGGACCCGUCUCCAGAGGCAACGGAGUCGUUCACGCAGCCGGACUCGACCCGCCACCAACCGGGACUCUCCUCCUGAGAGGACCGGUCGGAGGAGGAGUAUGCCAGGCUCCGAUAAAGUCCUGCCCAACAUGGAGCCCGCUGCUGCCGCAACACCCUUCAGAGUCACCGGCUUCCUGAGUCGGCGGCUGAAGGGUUCUAUCAAGCGCACGAAGAGCCAGCCCAAACUGGACCGCAACAGCAGCUUCAGACACAUCCUGCCUGGCUUCAGAGGAGCCGACACCGACAGAUCCCAUCUGAUGCCGAGGUUGAAGGAGUCUCGCUCCCACGAGUCGUUACUGAGCCCCAGUAGUGCGGUCGAAGCUCUGGACCUCAGCAUGGAGGACGAGGUGCUCAUCAAACCUGUGCACACCAGCAUCCUGGGACAGGACUACUGCUUUGAGGUGACCACGUCGACGGGCAGUAAGUGUUUCUCGUGUCGCUCGGCCGCUGAGAGGGACAAGUGGAUGGAGAACCUGAGACGAGCCGUCCACCCAAACAAGGACAACUGUCGGCGGGUGGAGAACAUGCUCCGCCUGUGGAUCAUCGAGGCCAAGGACCUGCCGGCCAAGAAGAAGUACUUCUGCGAGCUGUGCCUGGACGAGAGCCUGUACGCGCGCACCAGCUGCAAGCUCAAGGCCGACAACGUCUUCUGGGGCGAGCACUUCGAGUUCGCCAACCUGCCGGCCGUGCGCUCCGUCACCGUCCACCUCUACAAGGACAGCGACAAGAAGAAGAAGAAGGCCGACAAGAACAACUACGUCGGCCUGGUCAACAUCCCCGUCGGCGCGGUCAGCGGGCGGCAGUUCGUGGAGAAGUGGUACCCGGUCAGCCUGCCCAACCCGGGCAAGGGCAAGGCGCCGGGGCCGAUGAUCCGCAUCAAGGCGCGCUACCAGAGCAUGAGCAUCCUGCCCAUGGAGCUGUACAAGGAGUUCGCCGAGUACACCACCAACAACUACAUGCUGCUCUGCUCCGUGCUGGAGCCGGCCCUCAGCGUCAAGAACAAGGAGGAGAUGGCCUGCGCACUCGUGCACAUCCUGCAGAGCACCGGCAAGGCCAAGGACUUCCUGACGGACCUGAUGAUGUCAGAGGUGGAUAGGUGCGGCGAGAACGAACACCUGAUCUUCAGAGAGAACACACUCGGCACCAAAGCCAUCGAGGAGUAUCUCAAAUUAGUGGGACAGAAGUACCUACAAGAUGCACUGGGUGAGUUUAUAAAGGCCCUGUAUGAGUCGGAUGAGAACUGUGAGGUGGACGCUUCCAAGUGUUCCGCGGGGGACCUGGGGGAACACCAGAGCAACCUGAAGAUGUGCUGUGAGCUGGCCUUCUGCAAGAUCAUCAACUCCUACUGCGUGUUCCCGCGGGAGCUGAAGGAGGUGUUUGCGUCGUGGCGACUGGAGUGCAGUAACCGGGGGCGACCGGACAUCAGCGAGCGCCUGAUCAGCGCGUCGCUCUUCCUGCGCUUCCUGUGUCCGGCCAUCAUGUCGCCGUCGCUCUUCAACCUGACGCAGGAGUACCCCGACGACCGCACCGCACGCACGCUCACGCUCAUCGCCAAGGUCACGCAGAACCUCGCCAACUUCACCAAGUUUGGCAAUAAGGAGGAGUACAUGUCCUUCAUGAACCAGUUCCUGGAGCACGAGUGGACCAACAUGCAGCGCUUCCUGCUGGAGAUCUCCAACCCAGAGACCAUCUCCAACACCGCCGGCUUUGAGGGCUACAUCGACCUCGGCCGAGAGCUGUCCACCCUGCACUCGCUGCUCGCAGAGGUCGUCUCACAGAUGGACCAGACUUCGGCCUCGAAGCUCGGCCCAUUACCCAGAAUCCUCCGGGACGUGCACACAGCGUUGACCAAUCCGGCGGGAGUUCAGAUGAUGGCGCCGCCCGACCGCAUGCCCUCUCCUCCCGCCCCCAGCUGCAGCAUCUCCACCGGCCUCCAGAAGAUGGUCAUCGACAGCGACCUAUCAGGCCUGGUGGACUUCACUCGUCUGCCGUCCCCGACUCCCGAGAACAAGGACCUGUUCUUCGUGACGCGCGGCGGGGGCAUCCAGCCGUCCCCGGCCCGCAGCUCCAGCUACUCCGAGUCCAACGAGCCCGACCUGGGCCUGGGCACCGGCGGCAAGAGCCUCUCCAUGGUGGACCUCCAGGAGGCCUCGCGCAGCAGCCUGGACACUCCCCAGGGGAACAGCUCCCUGGACGGGCUCGGCGUGGAGGAAGGGGCCCUGGUGCCCUGGUCCGGCCGCACUCCCCAGGGCAACCACCAGGGGGGGCCCACGCUGCGGAGGCCGGGACAGUCGUCCAUGGAGGGGGCGCCGGGUCGACCGGCCCAGCUGCUGGCGCCGCUGUCCUUCCAGAACCCCGUGUACCAGAUGGCGGCCGGGCUUCCCGUGUCGCCCCGAACCAACUCGGGCGGGGUGGGCGAUUCCGGCUCGGAGUGCCACAGCUCCGUCAGCUCCCACAGCAACAACGAGGACGGCGUGUCGGCGCAGACCGGCGGCAAACACGGGCUGGCCAAUCACGCGGCCGGGAGCAGCGGAGGGGAGGAGUUUUCUGGCGGCGGCGGCGGUGGCGGGGGCCGUCGGUCGGGGGAGUACACCCGGCGACAGCUGUCACUCACCGACUCCCAGCACCAAUCGGGAGUGCCGCGGCAGAACAGCGCCGGCCCACAGAGGCGGAUCGACCAACCGCCGCCUCCGCCGCACGGCGCCACGACUCGAGGCCGGACCCCACCGAGCAUGCUCACAUCCGCCCCCUACCCUCGCCCCUCCAGCGGCAGCGUCAUGUCCUCCUCCUCGCCUGAUUGGCCGGGAAGCAGCGGGGCGAGGCUUCGGCAACAGAGCUCCUCCUCCAAAGGGGACAGUCCGGAGACCAAGCAACGCGCCCAGCACAAACAGGCCCCCCCCCCAGUGAACCCCAGUGCGUUGGACCGCACGGCGGCCUGGCUGCUGAAUAUGAAUGUGCCAUAUUUAGAGCAGGAGUCAGAACCCAGCCACAGAGACGAGCACACACACCCCGACAAGUACGCGGCGGAGGUGUGUGUGCUGCAGGACAAGCUGCGCUCGUCGCUGCAGAAGCUGGACGAGGCGGAGCUGCGUCUGAAGGAGCAGGAGGAGCAGGCCCAGAAGAUGCUGCUGCAGUACCAGAGCCGGCUGCACGAGUCCGAGGAGCGCCUGCGCCGGCAGCAGGACGACAAGGACCUGCAGAUGAAGGGCAUCAUUAGCAGAUUGAUGUCAGUGGAAGAGGAGCUGAAAAAGGACCAUUCUGACAUGCAAGCAGUGAUUGAUUCCAAACAGAAAAUUAUUGAUGCACAGGAGAAGAGGAUAGCAUCUCUGGACGCGGCCAACGCUCGGCUGAUGAGCGCCCUGACGCAGCUGAAGGAGCGCUACAGCAUGCAGACCCGCAACGGCAUCAGCCCCACCAACCCCACCAAGCUGCAGAUCACCGAGAACGGCGAGUUCAGGAACAGCUCCAACUGUUAAUCUACACACACACACACACACGCGUCCGCACACACACACCAACCUACCCCACCAAACUACACAUUGCCGAGAACAGAGAGUUUCAACUGUUAACCUGCACACACACACACACACACACACACACUCCAAAUCCGGAACGGAGUAUUCAGAAACUGUAUACCUACACACACAUACACACACACACACACACACACACACACACAUCCUCGCAUGCAUGCACAAAACAUCAUCAGUCCAACCAACUCUACAAAACAGCACAUCACUGACCGGAGGAUAUAGGAAUAACACACACACACACACACACACACACACACACACACACACACACACACACACACACACACACACACACACACACAAAUCAGCACACAUCAUCACCAAUAACAGAAACAGCAACAGCAGCAACUACAGCAGCAACAACCUACAACUGCAUUUUGAUUGAAAAUGUUCAAGUACAGCUUCAGAUGAUAGCAAACACACAUGCAGAAAUGAAACUCACACAUGCACACGCGCGCGCACACACACACACAGAGACACACACACACACACACACAGAACAUCGUGUAGAUAUCCACUUUUGCCAGGUGUCAUUGGACAACACUCGGACAAUCUGAUUGGACAGACCCCAUUGGACAGACCCCAUUGGACGGACUUUAUUGGACAGACUGCAUCGUCAUGUUUUGCCCGGAUCCAAGAGGAGCAUCCGCAGAGACAUGCUGCUGCCACCUGGGACUGAACCACUAUACAGCAUAGCCACACACACACACACACUCACAGACACACACACACACACACUCACACUCACUCACACACACACACACACACACACACACACACACACACACACUCACACGUGACACAUCUAGUCCGGCAGCAAACAUCUCCCCUCUUCCUUCUCCUCUUUUCUCUCUUUCCCUCUAUCUGUCUGUGCAAUCGCUCCAAGCUCAUUUGACUCUAGCGGACUCUCUUCCAACUGAAAACAAUACUGUCAUCACGUGCAAUGAUUCUAUUUGUCCGUUUAGAGUCCAAACCGAUUUGGGCUUCAUUAACCAAAUAGGACUUCUGACCUCUGCUAGUCUCUGGCCCACCCCCCAGGCCCCAAGGCAAGCCCCCUUACCGAUGCGACCUCCCCUUGACUCCUCGUGUCCUUUCGAGUGCACUUCUGUGUGUCUGCCUUCAUAGUCUCCUCAAGUCCUCCAACUUUGUGCACUUUGCGAAAAGCUCUUCAGUAUGAGAAGCCUUAAAAUGAAUGGAACGUCCCUCCUCAACUUAUACUUCAAUCAGCAAAAAACUAUUUUUUAACAUAAAAUAUACAGAAAUUAUAUUAUUAUACAAUACAUAAUUUAUCCCGGAAAAAUAAAUUAAAUCUGAGAUAUACAGCAUAGUUAUAUAUAAAGUAUAUUACAGAAUCUAUUAAGAUGGCAAGUGUAUAGGGAUGUAUACAUUUGAAAUCAGUCUGUUCCCACGAAAAGAGCAGAAAUGUGCUGUGUGUUAUUUGAUGUUAUUUGCCGUCACCCCUGUCCGGGUGUUUCUAUUUUAUUUUGACUUCUAAUUGUUUUUAUUUUCCUGAUGGUCAAGUCCCAGGUUACUGCUUCAUGUGCACUUAAUGCUAGGACACUAGGUCCUGCGGCCUCAGUAGUGCACACUUCAGAAUGAGUGCACUUAGUGCUAGGACACUGUCCUGCAGCCUCAGUAGUGCACACUUGAGUGCUCUUACUUCGAGGAAGGAGUAAUUUGAGUGUUCUUUGGGUCAAUCUACAGUAUCUGUUAUUGAUGUAUCUAUGGACUGUUAUUUUAAUUUACUUUUUUGUUAUUAAUAUCUCUCACCCCUUGUUUCUGCUCCUGAAUGUUCUGGUGUGGUCUUGUUGGCCUAUGAGAGAGAGGGAGAAAAAGAGAGAGUACUAAUAAAAGAAAUGAUCAGCCAACGAGUAUUGUGGCAGUAUCGCCCCCUAGGGGAUGGAAGGGCGAAUGUCACCGUAGCACACGCCCAUAAGGGUUCGCUGUGAAGCUCCACAUGCAGCUUAAAGCUGCCGUGCCCUGGUCCCAAUGCAGACUCUAAAGCCCACACUCCUUCACACUCUCCUUCUGUUCUUUUCUUCUUCUCCUCCUCUACCUUACCUUCAUCCCUCUCUCAUUUUCUUAAUGUGACUGUGGAUGCUCAGCCUUCAAUGUACCCAACACUGAUGUGAGCUUGCCACGUUGGAUGUCCAAAACGCCACUCGGAAAAACUCCAAACACUGAUGUGAUUUUUGCCACAUUGGAUGCUCCAACUCUACUCUUAAUACCCCAAACAGACGUGAUUUUGCCAAGUUGCCCCCCACCCCUGCUCCUGUGUUCUCACAUGUCCGCAAGACAUUUCAGCAUUUUUACUUUGUAUAUUUUUGUAUUGUAUUUUUUAUUAUUAUAAAUACGUACAAAACAAUCAGCCAGACAGAGAACCAGUGGACAAGUGCAUGCCUGUUGGUCAGCCUGCAACGAGCAGCUGACCGCACUGUUGCCAUUUGAACUCCCCUGUUGCCAGUGAGGACCGUGCGUGUGUGUGUGUGUGUGUGUGUGUGUGUGUCAGGAGAGUUUUUACAGUGGAAGACCUGUAAACAAAUGUGUGUGAGUGUGUGUGUGAGAGAGAGAGAGUGUGUGUGUUUAUUUCAGUGCAAAGGGGCUUCUGAGUACAUGUGUAAAUAUGAAUAAAAAUACGUCUGUGCUAUUUCCUUUGUAGUAGCCCACACUGGAAGGGUUGGCCCGCAUUCUUAGCUAGAUGCUCGGCCAGCGAGGUCCAGAACAGCGCGGCACCCGAGUCCGGCCCGGUCCUGUUUUGGGGUGCCCACCGGGUCGGGCCAGGGGGCCGCGGCAGUCCGCAGGCAACUGGGUUCUGGUGGUUCUGUUUGUAAAUGUACUCCAACACUGAGUGCCACUGUAGCUGGACCCGGUCCAGUUUGGAGUCGGUUCUGAUCUGUCUGGGGGCACUUUUAAUGUAAAUAGCCCUGUUUUUGUUUUUGUUGCUUUUUUUGUAUAUCUUUGACUUUAGGUCUGCUGGGGGUGUAGGACACUCAAACCCAGUAACCUUCUGUUGUUUUGUUUUGUUUUGUUUUGUUUUGUUUUUGUUUGUUUUCCUGCCACUGUUGGAUACAACAUUCAGUUUUCUCUUGGAGCAGCCAACCCUGACUCGGACACAGACACAGAGUAAGACAGGGCAACGAGAGUGGACAGUGGUCAGUCUUGCAGUCAACUCCAGACACGAGAUGAUAAACAGAAGCACAAAGCCUCGUUAAGGCUCGCCGACUGCCUCGUUAACCUCGUUUAAGAUCAAUUGAAAUCAGGUCUUGGAUAAAGCAGAAGCUCUGGUCCCGAGAGCAGAACAUGAAUGUUUCAGACUGACAGAGAGAAGACUGAAUGUGUCACGCGAGAAGGAGAGGAGUCAUGAUUCUUUUAUUAAUUAAUAUUAUUAUUAUUAUUGUUAUUAUUUUAUUAUUUUUGUUCAAAAGCAGCCCUCCUCCCGUUUCUCCUGUACUCUGGUCACAUACUGUACUUUGAUGGUUCUGUCCAUUCCCAAGACUGUUGAAGAAAGUGUCGAUUUAGCAAACUCCAUUUGGUCUGAAACCAGCUGGAAACAAACAAGACUGAAAGCAGCUGCAUCAACACCGUGACCUGGCCGCAUGUCUGAGUGAGACUGUGGAAAUGCCUACGCUGUGGUUGAAUGUUACAUUUUUGGUUCCGCUUUUUUUCUGAUGGGACAGGAUGAAUGAGACGUGAUUGUAAGCCUUGCGACUCUCGAGGCUUCUUUAAAGAACGUUAGCCAAGGGCCUAAGGAACGUCGGUGGUGGAACAACACCCCUUCUCUUACCCCCCACCCCCCCAACCCCCCCCCCCCCACUCCCCCAUCACUGUUGACUUGUGUUGGGGCGUUCGUAGUCAGCGGCUGCUCAUCUUUCCAAAAACAAUUGUGUGUGCACACCAUGCCUUCAUACGGUAAUGUCACAGACUGAGAAUAUAAAUAUAAAUAUAUAUAUAAUAAAAAUAAUUAUUAUUAAAAAGUGAGAAAAUAUUCAUAUACUGUUAUCUCCAUGGUAAUACAGACUAUCCUCUACUGCAGAUAUAAAAGGUUAGCUUUGUCAAAAAGUAUGAAUCUCUGAAUAAAGUAACAGAUGUUAUAUGUUUUAUAAUCCCUGUAGAAAAUACUUUUGUAUGUACGUGGACAGUAAUGUAUUGGGUGGAUUCCACUUCACUGGAGGAUCAUGACUUGCUUAUUAAACAAUAAUGUACAGAGGAGUUUGUGUCUGACAAGAAAUGUGGCUGUGCAAUUUAUGUACAUUUGCAACUAGAAUGAUUAAAGUUUUAUUUAGCUAUUUUA
This is a messenger RNA of Sardina pilchardus (European sardine), 8407 nucleotides long. RefSeq names its product DAB2 interacting protein b (gene dab2ipb). The transcript is spliced from 16 exons. The record is from RefSeq and is a predicted model, not a curated record. Gene Ontology annotation, biological process: regulation of GTPase activity. The coding region runs from base 484 to 4059 and encodes 1191 amino acids. Lineage: Eukaryota; Metazoa; Chordata; Actinopteri; Clupeiformes; Clupeidae.